AUGGUUCUCCGUUUUCUUAUGCGAUACUUAGCCAACAACGAACAAGUAGUGAACAAAUUGGCAGAUUCAAAACCUAUUCGACGAGCUGCUCAAUUUGUGGUUUAUCUCAUUAAUCGAUCCUCCAUAAGUGGUGUACCAACCAGUCCGACAGAAUUAGGAAAGCAAUGGAAAAAUUUGUUGGGGCGUUUUGCAUCUAAUCUUAAAGAAGAAAUUACAGAUGCUAAGGAAGAGUUGAAAAAGAAAAAGUUUAAAUAAUAC
Molecule: messenger RNA, 258 nt
Organism: Athalia rosae (coleseed sawfly)
Lineage: Eukaryota; Metazoa; Arthropoda; Insecta; Hymenoptera; Athaliidae
Product: protein NCBP2AS2 homolog
Exons: 1
Coding region: 1-255 (84 amino acids)
Source: RefSeq, a predicted model, not a curated record